Dentiscutata erythropus is the source of this 180-nucleotide messenger RNA. Lineage: Eukaryota; Fungi; Glomeromycota; Glomeromycetes; Diversisporales; Gigasporaceae. The record is from the annotation of a GenBank genome assembly.
AUGCGUAAAACUCGUAAAGGUUGUGUUUCAUCGAUUAAAUCAUUAUCUUUGCGCCAAAAUACGAACUUUUCUAAUCGAAAUGCCCUUCAAAAAUUUAAACAAUCAGGUAUAAAUGACAAGGAAGGAGAUAAAGUAGAUGUGGAUUCGCAAGAUGAAAUUGAUCAACAAGGAGAGCUAUGA